This is a messenger RNA of Melampsora larici-populina 98AG31, 885 nucleotides long. RefSeq lists its product as uncharacterized. The coding region runs from base 1 to 885 and encodes 294 amino acids. The transcript has 3 exons. Lineage: Eukaryota; Fungi; Basidiomycota; Pucciniomycetes; Pucciniales; Melampsoraceae. The record is from RefSeq and is a predicted model, not a curated record.
AUGUGGCUCAGAAUCAAUCAGGCGGCCCAUUGGCUGCCCAGCUUGACCGUCUGUCAGACCAGCUUGACGAUCUGCUCAUGCAGGCCCGCCGGUAGACCGCCAGUGGCUGCCCCGGGUCAAAUGGGCCGAUAUUACCCGUGGGGAGUCCUGAGCCCCCAAAUUUUUAUUUUGCACAAGUCACCGAUUCACCAAACUCACUUGAGGGAUACCACCAGAUACCACCACCACGUCUCAAAUGGCACCAGAACUCCCUCAAUUGUGUGCCAAGGCGGCCACAGCAUGAGGACGUUAUACCCUCAUGUGUCCUCCAAGGCCCAUUUGGACUUAGUCAAGUCUUUCGAUGACCAACGGCAGGCCGAUUAUGCUCAACGCCAGCAAUUUGCACAACCUAGACCUCAAUCUCCAUCACCUCAGAUGAACAAUGUCAACCAUGCUUUUGACUCAACCGGUGACAUCGCACUUUCUGAUCCUCAUUCUCCCCCUCUGUCGCCCCUGUCACACCUCCGUGCACUCGAUUUUGAUCCAGCCGACCCGUUUGACCUUGGCUGGGGUGAGAGCGGAACCAACGCUGAUGAUUCGGAUGGUGGAUUGAACUUUGAAAAGCUGUGUGCAGCUUUUGAAGCCCUAGCGAAUGAUUGCAACGAUGAAGAGGAAGAUGAGCGCUUGGAUGAAGAAUGUCUUGAAGAAGAUAUUGCCAAAGUUCAAGUUGAAGACGCCGAGGAGUGGUAUCCUUUCAAAAAAGUCAAGCAUGUAGUGGUGUUGUUGAUAAUGGGCUCAACAAGGAAUCUUCUUUCCCGCACCCAAUACCAGCGGAUUUGUUCUAUAUUGCGAAUCCUCAACGUCAACCUUCCGGAAUGGGGCACCUUGAGAGCUAUUGUCAAGUGA